Phaeodactylum tricornutum CCAP 1055/1 is the source of this 945-nucleotide messenger RNA. It is a transcript of the gene PGP, whose product is annotated as 2-phosphoglycolate phosphatase. The record is from RefSeq and is a predicted model, not a curated record. Gene Ontology annotation, molecular function: phosphatase activity. The coding region runs from base 1 to 945 and encodes 314 amino acids. The transcript has 3 exons. NCBI's taxonomy places the organism in Eukaryota, Bacillariophyta, Bacillariophyceae, Surirellales, Neidiaceae.
AUGACAUCGUCAAAGACGGCGUCGUCCCUAGCAGCCAACGUUAUCAAACUCAGCGACCCCGAAAAGGAACUUCUCGAUCAAGUCGACGUCUUCAUUUUUGAUUGUGACGGCGUCAUUUGGAGGGGCGAUUCGUUGAUUGAUGGCAUCCCAGAAACCUUAGCCAAAUUGCGAGCCGCUGGCAAGAAAAUGUUUUUCGUCACCAACAAUUCCACGAAGUCUCGCGCUGGCUACAAGAAAAAGUUCGAUGGACUCGGCUUGAACGAUGUACCAGCGGAAGAAAUCUUUUCCUCGUCGUUCGCCGCGGCGGCGUAUUUGGAGCAGACAAAAUUCAAAGACACAGGCAAGAAAGUUUACAUAAUUGGUGAAGUCGGAAUUUGUGAAGAGCUUGAUUUGAUUGACGUCCCUUAUAUUGGUGGGCCGGCCGACUCCAAUAAGCAACCCGAUAUGGGAUCGGGUGGCAUGCUCGAAGUGGAUGAAGAUGUGGGCGCUGUGGUUGUUGGAUUUGAUCGUAACGUCAACUAUUACAAGAUUCAGUACGCGCAAUUGUGUAUCAACGAACACGACGCUCAAUUUAUAGCCACCAACUUGGAUGCUGUCACACACUUGACGGACGCUCAGGAAUGGGCUGGAAAUGGAAGUAUGGUGGGCGCCAUCAAAGGGUGCACUGGCCAGGAACCACUUGUCGUAGGCAAACCGAGUCCCCUGAUGAUUGAUUAUCUUGAAAACAAGUACGGGAUGGAUCGUUCCCGCAUUUGCAUGGUUGGAGAUCGCUUGGAUACGGAUGUGCUGUUUGGUACCGACAACGGGCUUAAAAGCUUGCUCGUUCUUUCCGGGGUGACAUCGGAAGAAAAGCUCCUGUCGCCCGAAAAUUCUAUUACGCCAGACUUUUACGCCGACACUAUCAAUGAUUUUUUUGCCGCAGCGCCCGCACCAAAGGAAGCUUAG